This is a messenger RNA of Hyaloperonospora brassicae, 267 nucleotides long. The record is from the annotation of a GenBank genome assembly. Lineage: Eukaryota; Oomycota; Peronosporomycetes; Peronosporales; Peronosporaceae.
AUGUCUGACCUCAAAACCGACUUCGAAGCCGCAGCUGCGCUUGUCAAGACGUUCACGAAGAACCCCACCAACGACGAGAAGCUCGCGCUGUACGCCCACUACAAGCAAGCGACGGUGGGCGACAACACGACGCCCGCCCCGGGCAUGUUCGACCUCACGGGCAAAGCCAAGUGGAACGCCUGGAACGAGAAGAAGGGCAUGUCCAAGGAGGACGCCAUGAAGGCCUACAUCGCCGAGGUGGAGAAGCAGAAGGCCAUCUACGCCUGA